AUGCCAGAUCGCAAUGGACGCCGUCGCCCCUUUUCCAGCUGGAUGAAACGGCUCGCCAACCUCAAAAGUUCCACCGAAUCGAGCACCCGCUGGUCCAACAAACGCCAUGGCAUGCCCAAAAGCAAAGGCCGCAGCUGCAAGAAUAACCCCUACCCGUUGUCUGGCACACCUCACGUCAACGAUUACGCCAGCGACAACACCACCUCCGAUGUGAGUGAUGACUACAACCACCGAUCCUGUUCACAGAGUGCCCCCUCGGUGGCCUUCUCCGGCUACGAGAACCAGGUCCCCGCGACCAGCGCCAAAUCCACGGCCCCCACUAUCUCCACCAAUGCCGAUACGGCGAUUUCAGACGCGGCACACUCCAAGGCGGGCACCUCGGCCACCGCGGGGGGCGCCAUCAGCUCCAUGGGGGGAGGAGCAGGAAGCACCUUUUCAUCGCCCGCCCCAUCGGUUCGGUCGCUGACCACCACGCUGACGACCGUGCAGUCGGCUGCCCCAUCGGGCCAUCUCUACAAUCAGCAUGCGCAGAACGCCCAUCCCGGCCUCCCGCAUGCCAACUCCUCUCAGAGCACGACCACCCAGCAAGUGCAGUUUUCCCACCAAUUCCCCCCGUCGCCCGCAACGGCUGUGCCGCCCCAUCUGGUUCCCCACGGCCACUCGGUGACGUAUAGCACCGCGACCGCGAACAAUAUCCUCACGGACAAUGCUUCUAUCCUGACACUGGCCUCCUCGUCCAAGCGCCGCCGUCGCAACUCGCUGGACACCAAUGCGUCGGUGCGCGCGCUGGCGCCCUCGUCGGUGUUUGGGGGUAGUCGCGAGAGUCUGCCGUUGAGCGUGUUGAGCGGCAAUGCUGGAGAGCCGUCCAACACCUCGACCUUUAAUGCGCCAGGGGUGCUGAACCGACCGAGCUUGGUGGGUCUGGCCAGCGCGGAGCGCAUCAGCGUCUACUCGUCCUCGGGCGCGGCCCCCGUCAGUGGUGGCGGGGAACGGGGGAGCUUCUACGCCAGCAAAGCCAGCCCGGGCACCGGCGAUGGGGCGAGCAUUAUGAGUGGGAGUCAGUCGCAUAGCCGCCACGACAGCAAUGCGGCGAGUAUCUCGGGGGCAGUGGCGGGAGGCCAGGUAGUGAGCGGCGGACGGGUGAGCCGUCGUAGCUCCGGCUGGGGGGAGAUCAAUGGAGACGAGAGUGACGAGGACGGACUAGGAGCCAAGACAGAGUGA
Aspergillus terreus NIH2624 is the source of this 1221-nucleotide messenger RNA. RefSeq lists its product as uncharacterized. The transcript has a single exon. The coding region runs from base 1 to 1221 and encodes 406 amino acids. NCBI's taxonomy places the organism in Eukaryota, Fungi, Ascomycota, Eurotiomycetes, Eurotiales, Aspergillaceae. The record is from RefSeq and is a predicted model, not a curated record.